CCUGGGUCAGUACUGCUGGACACACAGCAACCUUCACAGUCUGAGGACGGACGGACAGGAGGACAGACGGAGCAGACAGACGGCUCAAGAUGAAGCUUCUGAAUUUGCUGUUUGUUUUUAUCUUCAUCUGCUCAGUGAUAAGCUUCCCCUAUGAGAGGAAAUCAGAGAGGAAGGAGAAGAGGGUCCAGUACGCUGCUUGGGACGAUGUGAACGUUCUGGCCCAUGGCCUCCUGCAGCUCGGUCAGGGGCUGAAGGAACAUGUGGACAAAACGAAAGGCCAGAUGAGGGACGUCUCCGUAAAGCUGAAGGUCUUCAACAGCUCGGUGACCGAGCUGAGCAGACUGAGUCAGCAUCUGCAGGAGGACAGUGAGUUCCUGAAGAUGAAGGCUCAAAGCCUGGAGGAACGUGAGGGUCAGAUCCUGAACAUCUCCUCUGACAUGCAAGAGAAGGCUGAGGAGCUGUUGAGGGACAGGCAGAAGUUCCAUGAGAAGUUGAAUAAGCUGGAAGAGAAAGUGGACGGUAUGAUGCAGGGAGAAGGUCUGAACAUGGCCGGCGGAAACCACAGCGACACUCAAAUCAUUCAGUGGAUGCUCGAGGCACAAAAUCAGCGAAUUGAUGAGCUCGUGGAGCGAAUCAAACAACAGCAGGACAAACUGGACAAACAAAAUAUUCGCCUUCGGACUCUUCAGAGCCAGAUUCAAAUGAGAAGCGAGCGUCAGAAAGAGGACGAAACCCAGCAGAAUGAAAACGUGGAGCAGCGCGACUCUCCAGUCGCGCUGAGCUCUGACUGUCAUGAUCUGUUCCUGAGAGGAGAGCAAGCAAGUGGAGUUUACACUGUACAGCCUGCAGACUCGCUGCCCUUCGAGGUGUCCUGUGAAAUGACAUCAGAGGGCGGGUGGACGGUCAUUCAGAGACGGCAGGACGGGUCAGUAGACUUCGACCAGCUGUGGGAUGCGUAUCAGAGCGGCUUUGGAAGCCUCGACAGUGAGUUCUGGCUCGGCCUGGAAAAAAUUUACCAAUUGACCAAAGACAAAGACUACGUCCUCAAGAUCCAAAUGUCUGACUGGAGAGAUGACCACCAGACUGUCAAGUACCAUUUCCGUUUGAACGGAGUGGAAAGCAGCUAUUCCCUGCGCAUCCUGGCACCCUCUGCUGGACACUUGGAAAGUGCCUUGCCUUCAGAGUCCUCUGGUCUGGCCUUCUCCACCCGGGACAAAGAUAAUGACCAGAAAAAUGACCUUAACUGUGCCAAACAUCUCUCUGGCGGCUGGUGGUUCAGCAACUGUGGGCGAUCCAACCUGAAUGGCAGAUACUUUGUCACCGCUCCUCCGAAACAGCGGCACCAGAGGAAACAGGGAGUCUUCUGGAAAACCUGGCGUGGCCGCUACUAUCCGCUCAAAUCCACCAUCAUGAUGAUUGCACCUGCCGAAAUUGAGAACAAGUGAUAAGGAACUUUGGUUUUCUGUGACUCAGACCUGUCGAGACACUUCUGGUGUCCACUUUUAUGCCACCUGUCUUGCCAAAAGAAUGUAUUGGUGCUUAAAGACCUCUGUCCUCCAGGUCUUUAGUGUGUCUGUUAGAACCUUGAGGUUUGAAUGUGACUGAAGCUCUGAGGAGCCUCAACACCUGAACUCAAUCUAAUCCUGGGCUUUCUGAAACUGGCCUGCACUCGUUUAUUCAGCCUCAUUGAGCCUGCAGUCUAACAGGUCCAGACAUGUUUUAUGGGUGCAGGGCAGCAUCUGGAUCAGCAAUGUGUCUGAACAGAUCUGUAGGGAGGAGUUUUCUGAAGAUCUCUGAAAGGAGAUCUAACCCAGGCCACACUUUCAUGGGCUUGGCAAACGACAGCGGUAAACAAGAUUGUUUACAAAAUCCUCAUCUCUGAACGAUGGACCAAACAGACUGAGCCAGUAAAGUUCACUGUAAACGGCAUUAUUUAACAGCAUCAUGCACAAAACACUCAGUGUUAAUUACAGAUAUAUUAAAUCCCUGUGAGUCAUUUUAAAUCCCUGUCACAGUCUUGAUAUAAUAGUAUGUAAUGUAAGCAGAUCUUCACUGGAAUACAAGUUUAUCAGAGAUCAGAUGGUUUUAAUUCCUGUGGAGAGACGUUUCUCAGUCACAUUGACUGAACUUAAUGUUUCACAGCUGUUUCUAUUUUUCUUUCAAAUUCUGAAAUGGUGAUUGGUUUUGUUGUUAUUUUUUAUGUGUAGAGAUAAUAUUCAUCUUUGUAUUGCAGCUGUGGUCUUGGCUGUGAAAGGUUGUGCUGUAACUAUGCUUCUUUAUGCCACAUAAGUAUUGUACAGUUUUGCUUCUUUCUGAUUAUAAUUUAUGUUUCAGAGAAAUCAUUUUGUUAUCAUUUUUACAUCUGGUCUCAAAAUAGGCCAAUAAACUAUAUUUUUUAAA
This is a messenger RNA of Pygocentrus nattereri (red-bellied piranha), 2400 nucleotides long. RefSeq names its product angiopoietin-like 4 (gene angptl4). Gene Ontology annotation, molecular function: enzyme inhibitor activity. The coding region runs from base 90 to 1445 and encodes 451 amino acids. The transcript has 7 exons. Lineage: Eukaryota; Metazoa; Chordata; Actinopteri; Characiformes; Serrasalmidae. Gene Ontology annotation, biological process: triglyceride homeostasis. The record is from RefSeq and is a predicted model, not a curated record.